AUGCACCCCGAGGUUCCCCGGGCGCUGGGAGCGGGGAUCAUGCGCAGUGCGGACGCUGGCGGGCGGCAGAGCUGCGGGAGCGAGGACCUGGCCAGGAGGGCAGCAGGACACCUCCCAGCCCCAUCCACCACCUUCUGGAUCAUCCUCUCCGUUGCCCUGGUUUUGGCAGUUGUUGGCAUCAGCGUCACGGGAGUGCUCGGCUUCUCCCCCAGCUCUGCCCAGGCCGGCUCCCAGCUCGUCCGGCUGACGCCGCAGGGGCAGCAAGAGCCGCUGAGGAACCAGACAGCCCUGGUGGACAGGUCCAGGAACACCGUCACCUACUACGUCACCUCGCAGAGCAACCGCAGCGCCGCGGUGCUGUACGACAGCAGGAACGGCUAUGUGUGCUACAAGCCAGCGGAGCAGCGCGUGUGCUACCUGCGGAGGAUGGACGCCUGGGACCAGACCCUACAGAUCAACGCGUCCGAGCAGACGGCCAGUCAGCUCCUGCACCACAACAACCAGACCCAGUUCUACCGCGAGUUCCUGGGCAUCCUGGCGGGGGAAGAGGUGGACGCCGAGAGCCUGGGGGAGGCCGUCCAGACCCUGUGUGAGCACACCUCCAUCUUCUGGGUCCGGAGAGGGGAGGGUCCGGGGAAGCAGCGGCUGAUCUACCUUUGCAUCGACAUCUGUUUUCCCAGCAACAUUUGUGUCUCUAUCUGCUUCUAUUACCUCCCCGAGUAA
Messenger RNA from Mesitornis unicolor (brown roatelo), 723 nucleotides. It is a transcript of the gene BRICD5, whose product is annotated as BRICHOS domain containing 5. The record is from RefSeq and is a predicted model, not a curated record. Gene Ontology annotation, biological process: regulation of cell population proliferation. The transcript has 6 exons. The coding region runs from base 1 to 723 and encodes 240 amino acids. Lineage: Eukaryota; Metazoa; Chordata; Aves; Mesitornithiformes; Mesitornithidae.